ACAGAAAACACUGGGAGCAAGCGGCUGCACUGCUGUACAGAGGAAUAACCCGAGGAGCUGCACACACACAGGCGUCUGAGCUGAAGGACGACCAAAACAUACUGACUAAAGCAGACCUCACCUUCCCAAAAUGGCGUCCGUGGUUCCGUUCUCACGCAGACAGUGGGCUUCUCAGUCUCUUCGUGUCACCGCUAAAGAACUGUCCAUCGUCCGAGGAAAGAACAGCUCCAUCGCAGAACGUUUCAGCAAGUAUCAGAUGGCGGCAGAAGAAGGCAAUGCUGAGAAGAAGAAAAUGAUUGAAAAACCUCUGACUCUGAGUUCUGGGAAUCUGAGCACUUUGAAGAAACGUUGGGAAGAACCAGAGCAGAGCCAGGACCCUCCUCACCCCUUCCCAGUAAACCCUCUCGUCCAGCGGGCACUCCUCACUCACUCUGCCCCCAGAACUACAGAGUCACUCCCGCCCAGACACCAGAGCGAAGGAGGCAUGGACUCUCCUCAGGGAGCACCCCAGGGAGCACCUCAGGGAGUACCCGAGCUAGUACCACAGGAAGAGAGGCCGAGUGUCCCCCUAAACAGCCUCAAGAAGAUGUUCGAACAGGGCUCGGAGCAGACGGUCAGAAGCAGUAGCAUGGACACUCUCCUCACAGCUGACGACAGCCUGUCAGAGUCCACUCCUCUCAAAGACCGAAUGGCCUUGUACCAGGCGGCCAUCUCCAGAGAGGCCACGCCCACUUCAGGCGAGCAGGUCGACGGCGUCUGUGGGAAACAGAAAGAAAACGUGCCUCCGUUUAAUCUGGAAAUGAGCCCAGAGUCUGAAGCUUCAGUCAGCAGAAAGAUCUUCACUCCAGAGAAGAACGGAGCUGCUGCUUCUCUGAUUAACAAAGAUUCUCCUCUCGGUCGGACGCCCAGGAGCUUUGGUGCGUCUCGAGAGUCGUGCGUCUCGUGCCAGAAAACAGUUUAUCCUCUGGAGCGACUCGUGGCCAAUCAGAGCGUCUACCACAACGCCUGCUUCCGCUGCGCCCACUGCAACAGCAAACUCAGUUUGGGGAACUAUGCUUCUCUGCACAAUAACGUCUACUGCAAACCUCACUUCUGUCAGCUGUUCAAGGCCAAAGGAAACUACGACGAGGGCUUUGGACACCGGCCGCACAAGGACCUGUGGGGGCCCAAAGCUGAAGGAGACCCAGAACAGAGCACUCCGACCAGGCUACACCUGCAGGAACACAGCCCCUCCUCCACCAAGGGACCAGUGACAGGACCGGAGGAGGACCAGAGUCCUUGUGUGGAGGAUUCACCGCUCGCCAAAGUCACCGACCUGACCGCCAGCAUGGAGGCUCGGGGUCAGGGGUCAUCUCCGGACAAAAACCAGGACAAACCAAGUGAGACCAGAAGACUGAAGAUCUCAUGGCCUCCUAAGACUGAACUAGACAAGACCAAGACUGAGGGUCCAGACGAGGAGGGCGGUUUCCAGACCUGCGCUAAAGCCGUCAAAGCAAAAUGGCCGCCGGAAGAGAAGGAAGAGGAGGAGGUGAAAGAGGCGAGAGAGGAGGAACAGAGGGAGGAGAGGGAGGAGCGAGUCCCAACCAGCCCAGAGUCUAUGGAGGAGGACAAGGCCAGUGCUAGUCCGAUGGAGGAGGAGCGGAGCCUAGAGCCCAGCGCACAGUCCUCCCCCAGCCACACCCCCACAGAGGACAGCUGUGUGGACGUCCACAGCGGCUCAGAGGACGAGCCCGAGAGAGACCUGAGCGACCCAGCCCACAAUCCAUGUGGGGCAGAGGAGAGAGAGGAGGAGGAGGAGGAGGAUGGUCUGCUGAAUGAGCCACUGGAGCCCAAACAACCCCCCAACAUGGUCUCCUCUGAGGGGGAGGUGGAGGCCAGCCGCUCCUCUCAGGACGUGGGGUUUUGGGACAGUGAGGAGGUGGAGGACAAAGAGGAGCCGACUGUGGAAGACCUGAUCAAACGGAACCGAUACUACGAAGAGGAGGAAGAGAACGCAUGAACGAUUCAAAGGAGGAGGAGAAUGGUGAACAAAGCCUAAAACAGACUUACGAACUGAGCAACUGCAAAACGAUAUAUCUGCAAGAGUUAAAAUGACUUGAGCUCACAAUAUUUACUUUUUAUUUGAAUAAUUUGGACUAGUUUAGAAGUUCAGAUGAUUGGACCGAUUGGAUUAAACACCAUUAUUAUAAAAGCUCCUGGUAUGAGGAUUAUUAUUACUCAAAAUGGUGCCAAAAUUCCAAAACAUUAAAAUUAUGUUAAUGUAAAAACACAAAAAAAUGAGGACGAAACAGAUCAUGUGUGUCCCUUAUUGGCUAAUCCACCUGUCAAUCACGCCCCUCACGUCUUCAAGAAGUGUAUGUUCUGAAUCUCAGGCAAACGACCUGCUAAAGUUAUAAGAAAAUCAAACUUGAAAUUUAGAAAACCACUGGAAUUCCUUUUAUAACGUCCGUCCAUCCAGUCUAAGCAGGGACUCACAGACUUCCCCCACCCCAGACACUUCCUCCAGCUCCUCCAGUGGCAUCCAGAGGCGUUCCCAUCCUUUCAAAAUCAAAACCUAAUAAAGUAAAUUCAUAAAAAUGAGUCCAAACUACUCAAUAUUUUGAAUUAAAGUCAUUUAAACUCGUGUCAUUUUGCAGUGGUGUAUACUGUGCCUGUUGUGUCUCAUUGGGACAUUCAAAGCCAUUCCUACAGUUUCUACUUUUUCUGCUGUAGCUCGUGAUGCUGCGAGAAUCUUUUUAAAUAAAUAAUAAAAUAAUUUUGCACCAAAGUGUUAAAAUUGUCAAAAAUCUUCCAAGAUAUUUUACUAAACUGGAAAUGUGUUUUUGCUCUGCCAUUUUUAACGAAACGCUGCAAAAAAAAACAAAAAAAAAAAAAACUAGAUUGAUUCAAAUGAGUUGUAUUUAAAGCUGCACUAUGUAACUUUUCUGGUACGCUGCAUGCUUGUCUCCACGGAGAAUUUUCUGCCUUGCCAGCUGGGAUGUUCCACAGUAUGGCAUUAAACCUGUAUAUCUUGCAUUCGUUCAGUUACAUGUUUUAAAUUGCCUUGAAAAUAACACGUGUUUUUACUGUGAACUCGCUGUUCCACAGAUCUGAACUGGAACUUUACCUGCUUCUCUUCAUGGGGAUUUAAGUUAAGUUUAAUGCCAUUCUUUGGAACAGUCCAGGCAAAGCGAUAACAUCUCCAUGGAGACGCACGACCCCAGUAGAAAAGUUACACAGAGUGGCUUUAAAUAUUCAUCUUGGUUUAAGUAGUUGUGACGUUUUUAGACUUUUUAGGGAAAAUCCAGUUCUUCUCAUGACACAAAUAUUUCACAUAUUUUUAAAUUUCAGUCCAAACGGUAAGAACAUUUUAGAUAAACAUAAUCUGUAAUGUUAAAGUUAAAAUGGUGAUGAUUUGAGUAAACUUUGUCUAGUUUAGACCUAAAGACACGUGCUGCCGGGCCAAGUAAAAAGGGGGCGUGGCCAAAGCUCUCAAAACUAUAUUACUCUCAUCUCUAUGCAUUUGACCCAAACUGCACUCACAACACCACACCAGCAGGGGGAGCUCAUGCCAAAACUGCUAUUUAUACAGAAACAAGUACAAGCAAACAAUGCAUUUAUAUAAAGACAGAUUAAAAUAUGAAUCCGUUUAAUCUGACUUUAUUCAAUUAAUCGGUCAAUUAAAAAAAAAUAAAAAAAAACAACUAAAGGACUACAGCUCUAGUGACAAAAACAUAUACUGCCAAUGACUUGAACUUAAAUCGUGUCCGUCUCUCCGUUUUAAACUUGUAAAAAUGCUGUUUUUUUCCCAGUGGCUGUUUUUUUCCAGUGUCUUCAAUUGUCAAAAACGACUUCAACCAAAUGCUACUUGAAUCAAAAUGAAUAUUCUGAUUUCAGGUCAAUGUGACUUUAGUUUUUUUGCAGUUAAAGUUCCGGCUCUUUGUGACGUUUAAAGCUUCGCACUGAUCGCGUCGGGAACAUUCCAGGUGUUCACUUUAGCCUGUGUUAUGUAGGUUUCAUUUUAUGUGUUAAUCUGGGGACAUGUUUUUAUCAUGGGGUCCAACAUAAAUAAAUUGUAUAAAAAUCACCUG
Periophthalmus magnuspinnatus is the source of this 4070-nucleotide messenger RNA. RefSeq names its product LIM domain and actin binding 1a (gene lima1a). Gene Ontology annotation, molecular function: actin filament binding. Lineage: Eukaryota; Metazoa; Chordata; Actinopteri; Gobiiformes; Gobiidae. Bases 131 to 1999 code for a protein of 622 amino acids. Gene Ontology annotation, biological process: actin filament bundle assembly. Gene Ontology annotation, cellular component: plasma membrane; actin cytoskeleton. The record is from RefSeq and is a predicted model, not a curated record. The transcript is spliced from 14 exons.